Molecule: messenger RNA, 598 nt
Organism: Antrostomus carolinensis (chuck-will's-widow)
Lineage: Eukaryota; Metazoa; Chordata; Aves; Caprimulgiformes; Caprimulgidae
Gene: DOHH
Product: deoxyhypusine hydroxylase
Biological process (GO): peptidyl-hypusine biosynthetic process
Molecular function (GO): deoxyhypusine monooxygenase activity
Source: RefSeq, a predicted model, not a curated record
CGCCCCGCCGCCAUGGUGACGGAGGAGGAGGUGGACGCCAUCGGCCGGACGCUGGUGGACGCGGCUCAGCCCCUGCCCACCCGGUUCCGGGCUCUUUUCACCCUGCGCAAUCUACGCGGCCGCGCGGUGGACUGGAUCAGCCGGGCCUUCGGGGAAAGCUCGGCGCUGCUGAAGCACGAGCUGGCCUAUUGCCUGGGCCAGAUGCAGGACGAAGCCGCCAUCCCUGUGCUCAUCCGUGUGCUGGAGGACACCGGCCAGGAGCCCAUGGUCAGGCAUGAGGCAGGUGAAGCCCUGGGUGCUAUUGGGAAUCCCAAUGUGCUGGAUAUCCUGAAAAGAUAUUCAGAGGAUCCUGUGGUUGAGGUGGCAGAGACGUGUCAGCUGGCAGUGAGGAGGCUGGAGUGGCUACAGGAGAACAAGCAGGAGCCAGGCACCAGCCCUUACCUCUCUGUAGAUCCUGCUCCUCCUGCCGAAGAGACGGACAUCGCCAAGCUCCACAGAACCCUCCUGGAUGAGUCACGCACGCUGUUUGACCGCUACAGGGCCAUGUUUGCCCUGCGAAACCUGGGGGGCCAGGCUGCUGUGCUGGCACUGGCAGACG